Benincasa hispida (wax gourd) is the source of this 877-nucleotide messenger RNA. RefSeq names its product Cupredoxin superfamily protein. NCBI's taxonomy places the organism in Eukaryota, Viridiplantae, Streptophyta, Magnoliopsida, Cucurbitales, Cucurbitaceae. Gene Ontology annotation, molecular function: electron transfer activity. The record is from RefSeq and is a predicted model, not a curated record. Gene Ontology annotation, cellular component: plasma membrane.
AUAAUGGGGGAAGGCACAGCCUUUUUUAAGCUAUAUAUUAUCCAUCCAUCUUUAGUACAAAGACCCAUUUUUGAGCGAAAGUGAUAAAGUUUAGAGAGAAAAAAUGGGUUUUGCGGCAGUGGUGACGACGGCGGUGUUGGUAGUGGUGAUGUCGUUGAUGUCGGAGAUGGCAGUGGCGGCGGUUUACAAGGUUGGAGACGCCGCCGGGUGGACCAUCAUCGGCGGUGUCGACUACAAGCAAUGGGCUGCUACUAAGUCUUUCCAACUCGGCGAUGUCAUCGUAUUCGAGUAUAAUCCCAAAUUCCACAAUGUAAUGAGAGUAACGCAUGAGAUGUACAAAUCAUGCAAUGUGUCACGCCCAAUUGAGACUCAUACUUCCGGCAACGAUUCCAUCACAAUUCAAACCAGAGGACAUCAUUUUUUCCUCUGUGGCGUUCCUGGCCACUGCCAGACCGGCCAGAAGGUCGACAUCAAUGUCCAACGCCUCAAUUCCGCCGCCGCUGCCCCUCAGCCCUCCGCCUUGGCCUCCCCCUCCGUCCCCAUCGCCCACACCCCCGCCGCACCGGCACCUAAAGCCGCCGCCCCUCGCGUCGGGGCUGGAUCUGCGAUGUUGCUUUUGGCCUUGUCUGUUGUAGCGAUUGGGGUUCUUGCUUAACAAAGGGAUUGGUCUUCAUUAUUGGGCAACAGAGACAAUUUUACCUUGCUGCCUCCCCCUUUUUUCCCAAUAAAUUGCAGACCCUUUUGUUUCGCUUUGGGUAGCAGAUUUUUGUAUUUUGUAGUGGCAGUUUGUUAUUGUUCUCUUUCUUUAUAUACAUAUGUUUUUUUUUUCUUUCAAUUUUGAAGCCUUGUACUUUGGAAAUAAUGAAAAUGUUCGUUU